AUGUCGUCCAGCGCGGGCCCUCCUGAGCUACCUGGAUUCUACUGGGACCCGACGACGCAGCGGUACUUCCGGCUGACCCCGGAAGCGCGGCGCAAGCUCGAGCGGGACAAGCAUGCCCAGCGCAAUGCAGCCGGCGGGCGCGCGGGGAGCCAGCGGCGACAGUCCAGGGGCGGGCGCGGCAACAAGAGGCGCAGGGAAGCAGGGGCGCAGGAGCAGGUCGCGCCCCCGCCCGCACAAGUCGAGCCACGGCCGCCGCGUGCCGGCGUCGCAGCUUCCCUGCGGCACCGCGAGACCCUGGGCUCGAGCCACACGCACGGAGCAGGCGACCGCACCAUGUGCCACGGCAGGACAGUGGCGAUGCGGCGGUUGAGCCCGUGCGCGCAUGCCGAUCCGUGGCCGACCGACGCGACCGUCGCGUGCCACAUCCUCCGCGCCGGCCACUUCUUGACGUGCGGCGUUGACUGCCGCGUGGUCCUUGGCUGUGUCGCGCCAUCACGGCGACCGGGCAUGCUUCCCCGCGGCGCCGCGGCUCCGUACCCGUACCAUAUCAAGGCCUACGACAGCAUCGGCGUUCACGAGCCGAGCGCGGGCACGGCGGUGGCCUGCAACGUGGUGCGGGACGCACGCGACCCAGAGGCGCACUGGGCCACAGUGCUGUCGCGGCGAGAGACCGACGCCCCGUGCGCGACGCUCGCCGCCGCACGUGCGCGCUGGGACGCACACCAUGGCCGCUGGGCGCUCGAGCUCGUCCCUCCGAGCACCGGGGCGCCGCUGCGCGCCAACAAGCAGCCGGGCUUCUUCCGGGACUCCGCAGCGUUUGCGUCGUGCGGCGCAGGCGCCGAACACGCCCCGGUGCACGUCUUCCUGGCCGGCGGAACACCGAGGGGCGGCGUCGUCAGCUUGGUGGACUACCCAGGGGUGUCGGCGCUGGCCACGUGGAGCAUGCGGCGCGACGCCGUCUGCGUGGACUGUACGACGUGCGGGCGCUACUUCGUGACGGCGUCGCAGCGCGGCGACGUGUUCCUGGGAGACGUGCGCAGCCCCAGUCUCUCCACGCUGCCGGGCGUGGAGCCGGGCUCCGUCAUCACCGCAACGCACUUCCUCGGAGCUGGCGCCGAACCGCAAGGCUGUUUGCCCCAGCGCGUGAUGGUCGCGCGGCGCGGAGGCGGCAUCGACGUGUGCGACACCCGCACGGGCCGACGCCUCGCGGAGCUCGCGGCGGGCGGCAGCGCCCCGCAGAGCUGGCAGGCGCCGGCGGUGUCGCCAUGCGGGGAGUUCACGGCCAGCAGCGAGGGGGUGUGCGUGAGGGUGUGGAGCACGGCGGCGGGCGUGCGAGAACGACAGGUGCGCGCAGUAGACCUCUCGGGGGCCCGCGCCGCCCGCGACCUCGACCAGGCGUCCGACUCGCGCAUGUCGCUGGCGCUGACGUCAGGGGAGCAGGGGGGGACUCCGGAGAUGGUCGUGGGGGGGCCUGGCAGGCAGGUGACGUGGUGCGCAGUGAGCGGCGCACAGGAACUCGCCGUCCACGGCAUGCAUGGCAGCCGGUUCGGGGGAGUAUAG
Messenger RNA from Pedinophyceae sp. YPF-701, 1560 nucleotides. The record is from the annotation of a GenBank genome assembly. NCBI's taxonomy places the organism in Eukaryota, Viridiplantae, Chlorophyta, Pedinophyceae.